GUCUUUUAUUUACAAAUGACAUCAAAGCUAUUGUCUGGUUGAAUGUAGUGAUUGGAAUAUUAAAAUGUCUGAACAACAGCCAAAAGGAAGGGGAAGAACACAAGGAGUCUAUUUUUCAAUAAUGUCGUUUUUCCGUCCGUCAAAAGAUCCCCGAACACCCGUGAAGGGUUUUAUGCCGAGAUUUAAAAAUUUAAUGGCCAAGCAUUUUAGAGGGCUUAUUGGCAUGGCAGUGCCGGUAUGUGCGCUGACUUGGCAAGGGGAGAAAGGUGUUCAUCAUAUUACAGUACAAUGCAUGUGGAUGUGGAUGUUCUGGUUCUUCUUGUUGCAACCUGUCUCCAUUCCCGUCACUGCCCUCAUACCUAUUUUCCUGCUGCCAAUGGCUGGUGUUCUUUCAACGCUUAGAACUUGCGGCUGCUAUUUUAAUGAGAACAUGGCUUUAUUUGUUUUGUCAAGCAUGCUGAUUUUAUUGUUGAAUAAUUCUGGUGCGGAUCGACGUAUAGCGCUCAGUUUGAUAUGCUCCGGCGAUAACUGCCAGUUUUCUGGGAAGAGAUUGGUGUUUAAGUGUAGCGUGGCGGCAUUUUUCUUGUCCAUGUUUAGCAACAGGCUCAUCAUAUCAUCCACCAUCAUGCAGUAUAUCACCCCAGCGCUAACGGAAUUGCAGGCGUCGACAGCAAGCAGUCGAGCCACUGAACCUGAUUACAACGAAAUGCGGUACAUCAUCAACAACGCUAUACAAACCGCAUCAUCCAUUGGCAGUAUAGCUAUAAUGCACUCCGCGUAUGCUUCACUGUGUUUCCGAACGAUAUUUUGCGAGAGCGCACCAAGAGGUCAAGAAUAUCCUGACAUAUUCAACUACUUCCAAUAUUCUGCCUUCGCGUUCCCAGUCGCCUUUAUUAUGUUCGUUCUAAACUUUGCCUACCACAUGAUACUUAUUAAUAAAUGUGUCUGCAAAGCGAUGACUUACGGUGUUCUUCAUGAUAUUCGCCCUCGUUAUAUUCUUUCUCCGCUGGAGUACUUUUUGAACAUGGGAUGGGCUGACUUUGCCAGAGAUGAAUCUUCGCCCCAAAUACCGAGGGUAAAAGAUGCCACGGUGGCUGCCAUAUUUGUGAUUGCGCUUCAUAUACUGCCCAAAGGGUACGCGUGGCUGAAUUACUUUAGCGCUGAAAGUAAAAAAAGUGAAUUGCCGCCACUAAGACCGGAAUCUGCAAUACUUUGGUGGCGUUUCGUCGAUAAGAACUUGAAUUAUGGAUACAUAUUUCUUAUCCGGUCGAAGAAGCAGACAGAAUCUGGAUGUAAGGCUGCAGUUAGUAAUAUUCCAGGCUCCGGCGUAGCCUUACAAGUUGCCAUUAAACACACCGGCCUGGACGACGACAUAGUGGCCCACUUCGGCAAGGUGUUCACGGACCACGAGUUCAGCACGUCGCUGUUCCUCGUCUGCCUCGUGGCUGUCAUCAUGUCGAACGCGAUGAGCGGUGUUGCUGCCUGCGUGUCCUUCCUGCCGUUGAUCUUGAGUAUGGCCGCGGAACCGCCACCAGACGCCGUGACCUUCCGAAGCAUUCGCGACUGGCCAGUGAAGAUGUACCUGGGUGCGCUCGGCGUUGGGUUGGCCAGCUCGUUUGGCUUCAUGUUUCCGUUCCUGUACACGCCGGCUUAUUACUGUCACUACACUGGAAAAGUGCCCAUGAAGAAGAUGGCAAAGUACUCAAUAGGCAGCGUUAUAAUUUGCCUGAUCAUACUAUGGCUGGCGUUGAUGUACUACGCGCCUGUGAUCUGGGACCCUGAGGGUACG
Molecule: messenger RNA, 1789 nt
Organism: Manduca sexta (tobacco hornworm)
Lineage: Eukaryota; Metazoa; Arthropoda; Insecta; Lepidoptera; Sphingidae
Product: protein I'm not dead yet-like
Exons: 17
Biological process (GO): citrate transport; monoatomic anion transmembrane transport
Cellular component (GO): membrane
Molecular function (GO): succinate transmembrane transporter activity; citrate transmembrane transporter activity
Source: RefSeq, a predicted model, not a curated record